Ricinus communis (castor bean) is the source of this 1459-nucleotide messenger RNA. RefSeq names its product protein trichome birefringence-like 41. Gene Ontology annotation, molecular function: O-acetyltransferase activity. The transcript has 5 exons. Gene Ontology annotation, cellular component: Golgi apparatus. Bases 255 to 1301 code for a protein of 348 amino acids. Lineage: Eukaryota; Viridiplantae; Streptophyta; Magnoliopsida; Malpighiales; Euphorbiaceae. The record is from RefSeq and is a predicted model, not a curated record.
CUUCCAUACAGUUAUCAUCAACUAAAUAUUUAAAUUAUGCACCAUGAUUCAUAGAUGAGUAUAUCUUACCAUCCGCUUGCAUAAGACAGUGAAAUACUAGCAACCACCAAAACCUUUCGCGGACCACUCUCUCUUUUUCUCUCUCUGAUAAAAAAGGAUGGAGAAAGAGGUUGCCAGUACCAUUUUAUUUUAACCAUUUUCCAUGCCAUAGCCAUAGCAUCUAUUUUUGUUGGGUGUGAUAAGAAGAUUAAGCUAUGGGCUUCUGGGGUUAUUACGUUUUCACUGUUAUCAAUACGCUUCUUAUGGUUAUCGCGUACAAAGGAAACGCAAGAAGUGACUGCGAUUUCUUUAGUGGGAGUUGGGUCAUUGAUGACAGCUACCCCCUCUACAACGCCUCGGCUGCGUGUUCCUUCAUUGAGAGAGAGUUCAGCUGCCAGAAGAACGGCCGUCCGGAUUUUCUGUACACCAAGUACAGAUGGAAACCAUCAGCCUGUGAUUUACAAAGUGGUGUGAAUUUCUUGGAAAGAUUUAGGAACAAAAGCAUCAUGUUUGUUGGGGAUUCUCUAAGUCGGAAUCAGUGGCAAUCGUUGACGUGCAUGCUUCACUCUUCAAUGCCCACUGCCAAAUACACCAUUGCAAGAGAAGGAGACGUCUCCACAUUUUCAUUCACGGAUUAUGGAAUUAAAGUGAUGUUGGAUCGGAAUGUCUACCUAGUGGACGUAGUACGUGAAAAGAUUGGCAGGGUCCUGAAACUUGAUUCAAUAGAGGCUGGCAAGCUCUGGAAAGGCAUUGACAUGCUUAUCUUUAACACCUGGCAUUGGUGGAACCGUAGAGGACCGGCUCAACCAUGGGAUUAUAUCAAAGUAGGAAAUGAGAUAAGAAAGGACAUGGAUCGUAUUCUUGCUUUCAAGGAAGCACUCACAACAUGGGGUAGCUGGGUGGAGUCAAAUAUUGAUCCUACAAAAACGCUGGUUUUCUUUCAGGGAAUUUCUCCGUCUCACUAUAAUGGCACGCAAUGGAAUGAGCCAAGAGCAAAAAGCUGUGUGAGGCAACAACAGCCAGUGUCGGGCUCAAUAUUUCCAGGAGGAAUACCUCUAGCUGUAGAUGUUCUCAAGAGCAUAUUGAGAAAUAUCACAAAGCCUGUCAAAUUUCUUGACAUAACACUCCUAUCCCUGCUUCGUAAAGAUGGACAUCCUUCAAUAUAUGGGCUGGGCAGGCCAACUAGAAUGGAUUGCAGCCAUUGGUGUCUUACUGGCGUUCCUGAUACUUGGAAUGAAAUUCUCUACAACAUGAUUCUUUGAAUUUAAUAUUUGAAAAUAAAAUAAUUCACAAUUCAUUUGUUUUGUUUUUUCUUUUAAUAAUGAAACGGUAACUGAAAGGAAAUUAAUGAGUUUUGUUAGCUCUGAAUUACAAUAGCUUUAUCAUAAUGAAGUUCAAAGCUGCUCUAAGAUUUACUACA